UAAAUGAGUAUAUUAUUUGAAGAAUAGUUAUUAAGUCACAAUAAGGAAAUUGAAAUAUCAAUGAAAAUUCUAUUGUAGCUAGAGGAAUACACAGAAUAGGAGAAUAUUAUGCAAAUUGGAAGACUGUUACUAUCAUAAUCACAAAUAAUUAAAGAAUAAUAAGCCGCUCUAAGUGAUGUAGAAACACUCUGCAAGGACUUACAAGAAUAAAUAGAUAGCCUAUGCAUUCAUAAAUAGUAAUUAAUAAUUGAGAAUCAUAAGUAUAGCUCACAAAUAUAUGAAUUAUAAAACAAUUAUAAUUCCAUAUAGAAAGAGCUAGAUUCUGAGAAAUAUCAUAGUUAACACCUCUCAUAAUUAGAGUCUCAUAUUAAAACAUUAGAAUUAGAAUUAGAUUCCUUAAACAAUCAUAAUGCAUGGUUAAUGCAAGAGAAUAAGAGAUUAAAUGAAAACAAUUAAUAGUUAUUAAAGAUUAUUGAUGAUCAUGAAGCAUUGAUACAAAGGAUGAGCAAUGAUUAAAAACAACUUGAUUGUUUAAAAUAAGAAGUGCAAAACUAGAUUCAUACUAACAAAGUAAUAGCGUAAUCACAUGACAUAUUAGUAGAAUAAAUGAAAUAAAAAAUUAUAGAAUAUGAACUUAAAUUAGAUUUCUUUCAACAGCAAUAACAAAGCACGCUUUAAAGCAGAAUGUCAUUCUCUUUAGUGGAGGAUUUUGUAAAUCAAGAGGAUUUAUAUUAGAAAGUGAAUGAAACCAUACAAUCUGAGUUUCAAAGUAUAAUUUAGAAUACAGAUAAUGCUGAAACCAAUAAUACAGAAUAAGUUGAUGAAUUUACUUAUUUUAAAAAAGAGUAUUGUGGGUUGAAAGAUAAUCGAUAUAUUAAGGAAAUUAUAAAAAAGGAUAGGGAAAAUAUGAAAAAAGAUUAUAUCUUUUGUUUUAGUGAUUACAUAUUCAGAAUUAAUAUUAGAGGAGAGAAAUCUAAGAGGAUUAUGUUUAUCACUGAAAGUACUUUUUAUUUUUUUGAAGAACAUAAUUAAAACAUCAAAAUUACUAGGUAAUUCCCUAUUUCUAAGGUGUAAUAAUUAAUAUGUUGUGAGUUUAAUCCUAUUCUGUGUUGUUUGAAAAUUAAGGGGUAAAAUGAUGAUUAUUUGAUUGAAACCUUUAAACUAAAGGAUUUCAUUGAAUUCUUAAACGAAACUCUUAAUUCUCAAAUUUAAAUAUCUUACUAACAGAAUUUUCUGAUUCAAUUUAAAAAUUACACAAAUCCUAAAAAUCUUAAUGAGAUUGGUAAUGGAUUAUAUGAUGGAAGUGGAAAGUAGGCAGCUUUCAAAGUGUCUUAAAAGUAAGGGUUCUUGCAAAUGCAAUAGAAAACACUCUUUGGCUUUUAAGAUUGGAUUGAAGUAUUUGCAUUAAUGACAGACGUGGGAUUAUUAUUAUUUAAGUAAGCUGGUGAUAUGCAUCCAAUCCUAUUCGUUCCAUGUGCAGAUGCAAUAAUUAUAAAAAACCCAUUGAAGUGUAAGCCGAACUGUCUUAAGAUAAAAUAUCGAGAUUGCGAAUACGUUUUUAAUGUGACUUCAUAAGCAUUGUUAGAAGAAUGGUUUCAAGAGUUGAAUCGACAAGUAGUUAGUUAGCAUAAAUUACAGCUAUCUUAAUCAUUGAGGAAUCUUUGA
This is a messenger RNA of Paramecium octaurelia, 1665 nucleotides long. The record is from the annotation of a GenBank genome assembly. Lineage: Eukaryota; Ciliophora; Oligohymenophorea; Peniculida; Parameciidae.